GACAAAUACACCUGAAACCUGAAGCCUGAAAUGGAUGUGGGCAGUAGAGGGCGGUGUGCAUGACUCGCUCCUUUGCAGUCCAAGAACAAGUCCGUCCAAUGGCGGGGUCAACGUCCCCGUGGAGGCCGCCUCGGAUGUGUGACGCCUACUGGAGUGAAUUCAGACACUGCAAGAGUUUACGGCACCGCUUCCAUCACUACUACACUUACGGAGCGCCGCCUUUGUGUGAGCAGUGGAAAGAAGACUAUGACGCGUGCAAGGAGUGGGAGAGGACCCAGAGUACACAUGCCAAGGAAUGUCUCCAGAAAAGUGAGAGGAAUCGAGUGUCUGAGCAGAGGAAAUUCACUCCAGUUUGGGAGUUGAGGCAAAGCCCACCGUCUGAUUGGCACAUGCCGCUUAAUCAGGACAGACCACAGGACUCUUGAGGGUGCACACGCCAUCAUAUUCAUUCACCUUACAAAGAUUGCCAUCCUUUCCCAGAACUACUCAGUCCACAAAUACCCAAUGGCUAUGACUGAAAUGGAUCCUUAUUUGUGUCUUAGGGCAAUAUUGACAACAUUUGAGUACCUUUUUCUCUUGGGGACCAAAUUGUAAGUUUUAGGACGCUGCAAUGUCCCACAAUGCACUUAUAAUUUCUAGUAAACAUCACAGAUCACUACAUCACUUGAAUGUAUACCCAGAGUGACAGCUGAGCCAAUGAAAAUGAAACUUGCCACUCUUGUGGCUCUCUGGUAACUGCAGGUCACUGUAGUCGUGGAACAGUAGUUAAAUGCGUUUUUACUUGUCCCUCAUUCCCUGCACGUUUCAGAAAUACUACACCCCUGUCCAGGAAUAAGAAACUUCAGCAGCUAAUGUUGGUUUGUUUAUGUGACUGGUAAGUAGUGACGCAGGCUGAUGAUCAGCAAGAAUAUGAAUUUAUUGAUUCAUGCAUUUGACCAUAAUUAGGUGGAAUAAAUAGUUCUUCCCUGUGUAGUGUGGUACUAACAAGUGAGUGGGGAUCCAUUUCAGUCAAUACCUAGAUUUUGUGUUCAGUAUGACUGUUUUUGUAAAUAUUCUUCAAUGUGUAUCAGCACUUGUACUCUACAAAUUGUAGAACUCUGAAGAUCUGUACAAAGACAGCCACACAGGUGCUCUCUGGGAAGAUGUGAGGUCAAGGAGAAAAACAGGGUUUUUUUUAUUUUUGCCAACUGUUUCAGUGCCACCGCUGAUGGGUCAUUUAUGGUAGUCACUCUGAAAACCUUUGUCCAUGCAUGCGUGUUUGUACAUCUUCAACAGGUGUUUGGCCUCUUAUGUUCCAUGUCUUUAUGAAAAGACCUCAUUGAAAAUAUGCAUAUCAAUAAAAUGCAAUCGUAAGUCCUGUUAUGAGCAACAGCUUAUGAAAGAACUUUUAAAGUG
This is a messenger RNA of Pygocentrus nattereri (red-bellied piranha), 1395 nucleotides long. RefSeq names its product chromosome 28 C22orf39 homolog (gene c28h22orf39). Bases 60 to 425 code for a protein of 121 amino acids. The record is from RefSeq and is a predicted model, not a curated record. The transcript is spliced from 3 exons. NCBI's taxonomy places the organism in Eukaryota, Metazoa, Chordata, Actinopteri, Characiformes, Serrasalmidae.